Molecule: messenger RNA, 953 nt
Organism: Trametes versicolor FP-101664 SS1
Lineage: Eukaryota; Fungi; Basidiomycota; Agaricomycetes; Polyporales; Polyporaceae
Exons: 4
Coding region: 1-558 (185 amino acids)
Source: RefSeq, a predicted model, not a curated record
AUGACCACCUUCGGCAUGCCCUUCUUCCUCGAGGACACCACCGGCCGCGUCACCGGCUCCGAGUUCGUCGACCUCCACAACCGCAUGCACCUCAGCCUCAAGCAGACCCUCAACGACGCGACGCACUCUGCCUAUGUAAUAUACGACCUCUCCUCGCGCGCGUCCGGCGCCGGCCGUGGCGGCUACCUCCUGCCACUCGCCACCCUCGACUUUCCCGCAAGCAACGCCCUGGGCACAAUCAAAAUCGGCGACGGCGCGCACGUCCCGAUGGGCGACUACCUGGCCAAGUCGGGGAGGUGCGUCUCGAGGGCGCGCAAGUUCCGGGCAUCCGACGGUCAGGAUUACCGCUGGACCCUGCAGGCCAACGGCGAGUGGCAGUGUGUAAAUGCUAGGAGCGGGUACCACAUCGCGACCUACAGCAUGAAGCCCGCCGGAGAACCUCAGUACUCGGGCUCGUCGGGCUGUAUGCUCACUGUGGAGGAGGCCUACCCUCACCUCGUCGGCGAGCUGCUCGCGUCGCUGAUAAUUAUGCGAUAUAUCGAACAACACAACCUCUGAGCGCAGCUCCGCCCCGGAGGCGUAUCGAGCUGAAGACCGACAUCCUCUGGCACAUGCACGCUCUGCUCGCGGCUCCUGUCUUGUCAUGCAUCCGUGCCCGCCUCCUCAUUCUCUCCUCCUACCUCAGCUUACACUAAUCACGGCGGGCCCUGCCUAGGCCGGGGCCCUUUCGCUACGGUACCCGUCUACCAUAUAAUCCCUAGUGUCCUUCUCCCUAGUAGCAAACAAAAAUAGCCUAAUGUACGCGUAUGUAUACUUGCUACCAUCAUCACCGUAGAUAGUCUCGACUCGGCCUCGUACUAACAGUAGUCCUCACUAAGUUACUUUAUCAUCAUAUUCCAUGUACAAAAUAUUCAAAGCGCUUCUUGCGUCAACUCUCAUAUUUUCGUCACGCC